AUGGCCUCUCCGGCAACCCCACCGACUAUCGACGUGCCUGCCUCCAGCCGUACCGUUCAGGUGUCAAUUAUCGACUCAGGAAACAUUAACGGCUUACCCGUUAGCCUUUUCAUGGGCCCGGAUAUACCAGGCUUCGAAACAAUCAAUGCAGUUAUUUUCACCUUCUUGAUUGAGCACACAGACGAUGCUGGAAAGGUGUCGAGAGUGCUUUUCGACCUCGGCAUGCCCAAGGAUGUACAGCAUGACCUUGCACCUUCGCAAUGGGACCUGGUAACGACGUUCAACUGCACCUAUGAUAUCACAAAAUAUGUCUCGGAAAUUCUUUCCGACGCGGGCGUCGACUUGAAUACGAUCAACGCGAUGGUGUGGAGCCACCCACACUUGGACCAUGUUGGGCGUCCAUCCUUAUUCCCUCCAACCACCGAGUUGAUUAUCGGACCAGGAGUUUUGGCCAGUGAAAAGGGUGGAUAUCCUGGUAAUCCGGAAUCUAUCAUAUUAGAGCGUGAAUUCUUGGGACGCAAGGUUACCGAGCUAGACUUCACGUCCAGGCCCUUCAAAAUCGGGGAUAUGGAUGCACUCGACUACUUUGGCGACGGUAGUUUCUAUUUCCUGUCGGCACCAGGCCAUGCACCAGGCCACAUUAACGCACUCUUACGGACUACAAGCCAGCCAGACACUUUUAUUUACUUGGGAGCAGAUUCUUUCCACCACGCCGGUGAGUUGCGUCCGCACAAGUACCACCCCUUGCCCGAGAAGGUCAAACUUGCCUCCUUCAGCCCUUUCCCAUGUCUUGGAGAAUUGUUUCACAAGAUCCAUCCGUCUUCGCAAGUGGAUCCGGGAUAUGCCAAAGCGCAUGACGAUCCUAAAGCGACUCCUUUUUAUUCGAUAUCUGAGAAAGAGGAUGGGAGUUCCCUAGCCCUUGACAAGCAUGCUGCGAGAGAGACCAUCACGAAAAUUCAGUCGUUCGACGCGGAUGAGAACAUUUUUGUUGUUGGAGCACACGAUACCACCCUGAUCGACUAUGUGGAUAUAUUCCCCAAAAAGGCCAAUGAAUGGAAAGCGAAAGGAUGGAAGGAGCACAGUCGAUGGCAAUUUCUCCGGGACUUUGAGAACCCUCUCAGUCUAGCACAUUCAUGA
Messenger RNA from Exophiala bonariae, 1137 nucleotides. RefSeq lists its product as uncharacterized. The coding region runs from base 1 to 1137 and encodes 378 amino acids. Lineage: Eukaryota; Fungi; Ascomycota; Eurotiomycetes; Chaetothyriales; Herpotrichiellaceae. The transcript is spliced from 2 exons. The record is from RefSeq and is a predicted model, not a curated record.